AUGGGAUCUAGUGAUCCUGGUAAUGAGCCAAUUCUGCCGGGUACAGAUGCUUCGGGCAGCAAGAAGCAGUGCAAGUGGGGCUGCAACUGCGGCAAUGGACGUAUACAUCUGGGCUGCAUGCGUGAGAUGUGCCGCAAGCACUGCAGAGAGAAGGGUGGCUGUCCGGUCAAGACGCAUGCUCUACCGGGUGCUUUCUACCCAACUGCCUCAUCUGUUGCUCUCCAGACUGUUCCUCUGCCAGCAUCUCAGCCGCUAGCGUCUGUCUCUGCAUCUGCCUCUAGGUCUGGGUUAGCUGCGUCUGGCUUGGAUAUCACUGCUUCAGCCUCUCGCUCAGACGGUCUUCCUCCCACAGAUUCUAACGCCGUAUCAGUGCCUAUUGGUGUCCCUCAAUCAACCCAGGAUGAACUUCGUGAGCAACGUGACCCAAGAUCAAUGCCAGCAACCGAUCCACGGCCUGAUGCACGGUAUAUCUCUCAGUUGCCUGCAAUCUUCACGGAGCAGUACCGGCGGGAGCAGGAGAUGCACGAGAAGCGGCGACAGGAUGAAACACAGCGGUUAGAAGCAGAGAAGCGGGUUAGACAGAAGGUGACAGUGUAUAUCUGGCUAGAUGUGCGUAUACUUUACAGCAUCACUCUCCAUAUCUUACUGACGAUCUUUCAAGAUGAACGGGAGCCAGAGGCGGUUGUCAUCCAGGACGGCUUCCACUGGCCAACGUUCACACUCGACGAACCUACGCUCUGCAGCCUGAAGAUUCCGAUCGACCCUCAGAACAUCGGCUGUGCACAGCUCUAUGAAAACAAUGUUCGCUGCUGGUACACCAUCCGAUUAGGGCAUACUGUCGAUGUGCGACAAUACAAUCAGCAUCUAUUUCUGCGCGCAACCUGUGUAGGCAUCUGUCGCAGCCUUGAUCGACUGUUUGACAUGGCGAUGAUGGAGAGCAAGCCACAUCUCCGCGAUUCACUGCGACUGGAGCGCACGUCUGUGCGCCGGGCUUCUGAGGUCAUCCAGACAACACCGUCAUCAAGUAAGAGACGGCUUGACAGCUCUCCGCCCUUACGUGAUGAGCAUCAGGUGAAGAAGCGAGUCGUCUCUUCGCCACUCGGCUUAGGUCUAUCUCUCCCAUCUCCGUCAUCUUCAUCAGUGUCCUCUCUGGCGCCGUUGUCAUCUUUUGGCUCAAUCUGUGUUUCUCAGUCUAUCUCGUCGACACAAUCCUCGGUUCCCGCAUCACCUGCAGCUGUAAUCAAGCAAGAAUGUGUUGAGCUUGCGCUGGUUGCUCCCACCUGUGGUACAUCAAUAGAUAACGCCAUCGAUAUUGAUGCUGGGAGCAAUGACCCUCUCUCCCCAGCUUCGUAUGAGUACUUCAAAAGGUGGCCACAGGACUUCUAUGCUUGCGACAUUCGGGAUGCCUUUGGGGAGCUCGACGCUCUUGUGCACACCAAUCAAGCCAUCGGCCCAUUCUUCACAGCACGCUUCAAGGUGUCAUUUGUAUCCUCGACAUAUUACUCUCACCGACUGAGGUGGUACAGCGCUAGUCAGGAGAUACGUGACAAGAUGAUCUUGGCAGGGCGGACAGAUGCCGGACUUUGGACGGUGUUUAUGAAGCUUACGCCUGCGCACGAUGCUGAGUAUCGUGCCGAGAAGAAGAGGGCUAUACGUAGAGCAAAGUUUGACAUGUCCCCAUCAUAG
This is a messenger RNA of Gloeophyllum trabeum ATCC 11539, 1686 nucleotides long. RefSeq lists its product as uncharacterized. The record is from RefSeq and is a predicted model, not a curated record. Bases 1 to 1686 code for a protein of 561 amino acids. Lineage: Eukaryota; Fungi; Basidiomycota; Agaricomycetes; Gloeophyllales; Gloeophyllaceae. The transcript has a single exon.